Molecule: messenger RNA, 4681 nt
Organism: Exserohilum turcica Et28A
Lineage: Eukaryota; Fungi; Ascomycota; Dothideomycetes; Pleosporales; Pleosporaceae
Exons: 3
Coding region: 186-4202 (1338 amino acids)
Source: RefSeq, a predicted model, not a curated record
CGCGACUUUGCCCGUGUUCGCGACUGCCCUCGCCAGCCCGCUCAGCCCGCCUCAACUCGAAACACUCGAAACACGGUGUCACCCGACCGCGUAAAGCCAGGAACUUGCAGAUAGCACCUCUGCGGAAGCGCCCACUCUCCCUCCGUGGCGACUCUUAGCAUCUGACACUAGUUCCGGAAACUGUUAUGGCAGAGCAGGUUGCCAAAGAUGUGGUAAAGGAAGCACAGUCGGUGGGACGUCCUGCGCCCAUCGACGACUCUGCGUCAACUACCAACGACCCCGCCGUGAACGGCGACCCGCCCUCGGGCACAGCGACCACGAAACCGACUCCUCCCGAAGCGCCCUCUACCAAACCCACCAUGAACGGCACAGAUUCAGCCUCGACUGGUGGUGCACACGUGUUGGACAAGGCCCAAGGACCCGCGGCAGCUACGGACAACAAGCAGUCAGGCGCAUCGCAGCAUGAGAAUAAGCAGCCCCACCUUACGGGGGCAUCCAGCGAACUUUUGAUGGCCGAUUCGCAGGCUGUGGCUGACGCGAGUGGCGGUUCCGACACAGAUAUCAGCCGUCCCGGCAGCGUUGACCAGUCGAAGCGCGACGGAACUCACGUGCGCACCAGCUCGGCAGCGAAGAAACAGCCGUUCAAAUCGGUAUCGGUCACGAAGAGCUUUCUGGCGAAAACGGUUCCCUCGGCCUCUGCUGCGCGACCUGGCGAUAAAGCAACCCCCGCUGCACCCCUCAAGGCUUCAAGCGUGCUUUCGGCAAAGCCUCGACUCGUAGCGAAAUCAGGUACAAGCAAUACCCCACGUACGCUCGGACAGGCCAAUGGCGCGGGCGCGGGCCCAGAUGCGAGCAAAGUCUGGAAUAAGAACCAGCCAGUACCUCCACCCCCGCCCAAGCAGUUUACCGAUGAGGAAUUGAAGCAGCAGUACGGAAUUCACCUGGCGACGCGUUUACAGGCAGAUGAAGCUGGAAAAGAAGCCAAGUGGGCAGACAUUGACGAUGAUGAGGACGACUGGGCCCCAGAAACUGUGCAGUGGAUGGAUGGAACAAAGUCUUCGGUCACAACGCAGCAAGAAACACCCCCGCCCCCCGCAGAAGAGCCAAAGACGAUACUCAAGCCGGAAGCGCCUGUCGAGACGCCCAAGCCUUCAACGUCCCCGUCUCCGACUGCGAGUGCGCCCAAACCGAGCGUCACCGGGGGCAACAAGACCAUUCUAAAGCCAGGAGCACAUGCACAGCCAACUACUGGAAAAUCAAGCCUAGUUCUCAAGGGCCAGCCAGAGAAGCCAACACUUGUGGCCAAGCCAUCUGCGACCGAGAAGAAGUCGCCAUGGGCCCCGCUACCUCCCAUUGAGAAGGUGUCACCCGUGCAAAUCAAUCCUCCAGCUCACCAGCCACCUCCUCAACGGUAUUCACAGCGAGAUUCUCAUCCCUACGAUAGCAUGCCCCCGCUACCCGCCAAGGAGAUUGCCCCGGACGACUUCAACCGAUCGUGGCGUAAUGAUAGCGGUGGCCGAGACAACCGAGAUGGCAGAGAGCUUUUCAACUCGCAGAGCGGCCGCUAUGAGCCCGUACACAACGAUGCGCGGAGAGGUGCCCCGCGCGAUAGUGGCUUCCGACAGCAGCCAUCUUUGUUGCAGAGGCCCUCUCAAGACGGCCCAGCAGAACCGUCAGCUGCGUUCCAGACCUCGAGAGCAAGUGCGGACGGGCCGACAUGGGGCAGGCGGAGGAACUCGUCAAACGUCAGUGGCGGUAUGCCUAGACGCAUGUCGAUAGAUCCCCGAGCACCCGACAUGCCCACCGGUCCUAUGCACAUGGAGCGCCGUGAAUCCCAUUCCGUCAAUGGUUUCGACCAUGCCGAGUCUGUGGCUUCUCGAAACUCGCCUUUCCAGCAGAUGAGGUCCCCCAACAUCGCUCACGCACACCCGGCCUCGCCCUACGGUUCCGCCGCUGCGCCCGCCGUCCAGGAUGCACAGCCAUCCGCACCAGCACCCCCUGUCGAGGAUCCUGUUGAAGUACAGAAGCGCCUCAUGGCUGAGAAGAUUGAGCGCGCUCGUCUCAAGAAGCAACAAGACCAGGAGGCAGAGAGGCGUGCAGAAGCAGAGAGGAAAGAGCGUAUCGCCAAGAAGCUUGCUGCCAUGGGCCCGCCUGAAACAAAGUCAAAGACCAAGGACCCAUCCCCCUCGCGGCCUGAAAAGUCCCCACAGAAGGAAAAGGCCACUCCUGCUUCGGUGCAGUCGCCGCCGAAACCGCCUGUCCCGACUGCAGACGGGGAGGUUACCCAGUAUGGCAUGAUGAAGGUGCACCAGCCUCACCCGGUCAGGAAAUCGCCUCAGACUGAGCACGCCCACGUCUCUCGACCGGGACAGCAGGGCCCAGCACCGGCAAACGCCCCGCCUUCACUGGAACAGCAACCCGCGCAGCCGUUUGACACCUUUGCUCGUGACAGCGACAAAUCAAAGCUGUCUUCACAGCCAGAGGUCACCGUUCACCAAUCAGAUGGCACUGCUCCUCCCGGGCCCAGACCGCAGGGUCCUCCAGUCGCUUGGUCGUCUGCAACAGCGCCCCAACCCCGACCCUGGACCUCGCAAGUUUGGGGACCGCCACAAGCAAAAGAUCGCGCUCUCGGGAACGGUACCUUUGAUUCGGGCUAUCGAGGCCAGUCCCGCCCCGGAGCUCAGCAGCCACUUCCGGUCCAAGCACCUGCGACAGCUCCUAUCGGCACCACCAUCGCUGCACCGGGUCUUGCGUCACAGACAGCUAGGCAGAUGCCUCCGUCACAGCAAAUUUUCCAGCCGCGAUCUUCGCAUGGGCAGCCACCCGCGGCCUCAAUGUCGAGUCGACCUGUCACCGCCAUCACUGGCGGCGGCUGGGACACCUUUGGGGAGCUCAUCUCAAAGGACGAUGACGAAGCCAAGGCGAGAAACAGGCAGGAACGAGAACGUCAGGGCGAGGCUUUCCGCCCCGAGCUUCGAGAAACCUACAAGGACCAGAGAGGCCAAGCGCAGGUCACGCUGCAUGACAAGAUAGCUGCCGACAUGGCCCUCGCCGAAGGCCUGAAGAAGGACGACAUUUCAAAGUCUGUAAUUGAAGUUUCAUCGCCACAACAAGGCCUCGGUCAAGGCACCCUUCAACAAGCUACUGGUUCCCGUGCAUCCCGCUUCUUCCCUCGCCCGGCUGAGCCUUCGACGGAGCUAAUGCCAUCUUCAACAACGUUUGCGUCAAGCAAGGCCGACUCGCCCCCUCCUCCCCCGGAGACGGAGACGCACCCUGCCUUCACUAGCGAGACGGGACACCCACAGGUUAGAUUGCCGAAACCCUCACCUGUUGUACGACUGCCUCCUUCGGCAGCAGGUAGCGGCCAGCCUGCUCCUGCUCAUGUGAACAUGCCAUCGCGUGGACAGUCCCUGGGAGCCAGGCCCCUGGCCAUGAACCCGGAAUGGCAGGCUCGGUUUAACAAGCUCCUCGACAAACCCGGAUCUACUCGCGCAUCGCCGCAUGUUGCUACCCCUGCUGUCCCGGUCGUCUCUCCGCAGCAAGGCGCUGUUGCUCCCGCAGCCCUGUCAAAGGCUGCUCUUGACGUUCGUGGAAACACCGGCCCGGCUACCGUGUCGCUCCCUACCGCACCACCAACCAAGUUCUUCGCGAACGACCGUGGUAAGGAAGUGAUUACCCGCAAGGGCGCCGAGGCCCUCUUUGAAGAUCGGGAGUUUGGUUCUCUUCCCACUGUCAAGCUUUCCAAGGUCCCUCAUCUUGCAGCAAAUCAGCCCGUCAAGGCCGCGCCCAAGGAGGAUCAGUAUCCCAAGUACAAAAAGUUUGAGAAUCCAUUCACGAUUCGCCGACUGGAGGCGUUUGACAUUGAAAAGACGGCGCAGAACAAGGGCAAGUUCGACGUGGUUAUACGCAUUGCGAACAUGCGUGAGCCUGUGACCAAGUCGGUUCAGAGGAAGCACUACGGUUCCAAGCUCAAUCGACAGGUCAAGCCCAAGGCGGCAGGUAGCCCAAGCGCAGCUUUCCCCAACGGAGCAAAAGACCGGCCACGCAAGCCCUCUCAACAAGGUCAGGCUGAUCGCUCGUACAGCAGCAACAGCAACAGCACUACUCAUCCAUCCGGCGCAAAAUCGUGGACCAGCAACAGCAACGCGCGCGCACCGGCAGCCCACCAGCCUACGACGUGGGCGAAACUCGCGGCCGCCUAAAAGUGCUCUUUUAUGAUUUUGGCAUCGUCACUUCGUUGUGCAGCAAAUCUUUGCCUCCAAAUCUAUGUCCAGAAAUCGGCAUGUGUUGCCACGCUCACUCAACGGGAUCAACACUAGAGCGCUCAUGCGCACAUACGACUGUUCUGAUAAAUUCAUCGGCUUGUUGUACUGGUUUGACGCUGCUUCUGUGGCUAGUACAUCAUCCCGCCCUUUUUCUUCAUUAACAGUAGAACUUGCGGCAUCUUGUACCACAACGCUUCGAGUGGAGCACAAGGUCGCUUUUUCCGGGAGGCAGUGUACUCCCGAAUUUCUCAUCUCUUUUGGUUGUUCAACAUUCACUCUUGUUUUACAUGAAAACUUAUUCUCGGACCUGACGGGGUUUUCUUGGACCUUCGUUCAUCUCCUUUUGCCAUAACGGGCGUCUGGACGCGAGUAUGGGUAUUGAUCGGUACGACGGGACAUGACCUCGUGAAUGCGGU